UGACAUCAGUGGCGGCGGGAUAUUUAAAUUUAUUGUGAUACCUAUUUAAUUAGUUUAAAUAAGAUUAAAGUUAAGUAAAAAUUAAAUAACAACGUUACCAGCACCGCUUUCUUUUGCAAAUGGGUGAAAAAAAACAUGGAAGAGUUUUUCACAAGCAAGCUCAACACUGCCGUUGAUCGUUUUUUGUUAACAAAAGAAAAUCUGGAAAACUAAAUGUCUUUUUCGGUUGUGUAAGGAUCACACAAAAAAGUAUAAAACAUGGAUGAGGAGGACUGCGUAGGUUGCAUCAGUUGCAUGAGCACAAACGAUUUAUGCGACCUAUUUGCUGUUUACGCUGAAAAUGAGGAAACUUACGCGAAAAUGUUUGAAACCUGCUUCGACAUAAAGGUGACAACAGACUUUAAAUACUUAUGUGCCAUAUGUGUAGAAAAUUUGGAGAAAGCUGCUGCAUUCAAGGAGCAGACUACAAAAAACAUGUCUGUUCUUCAGAAUUUAAAAGACGAAGAAUAUUUAGAUGAAGCAAUGUUGGAGGAAGCAGACGUGGGUUCAGACAAUUCUAAGAGUAAAGGGUCGAGGAAGAACAAUCAAGGGCAUGAUGACGACGAUGACUUAUAUGACGACAUUGAUGACGAACACGCCAUCCAAGCCUUGGACGAAACCACUUGCUUAUACUGCUCGCUGCAGUUGCCCACUGCUGAGAUGGUGGCCACUCACAUAAGGAGCGCUCACGAGCUGUCCCCUCGCACGGGGAGACGGCUGCGGGAGUGCGCCGUCUGCGGACUGACCAUGCCCGACCCGGCACAACAUAUGGAUAGAUGCCACAGUGUCAAGUCUGAGAUCGAAGGCAAGAAGUACCCGUGCCACUUCUGCGAUAAAAUUUACAACAGUAAGAAGGCAUGCUUCACCCACCUGAGGAUGAAACAUGGCCUGAAACUGUGCACGGACCAGACUCCCAAGUAUGUUCCUAGGGAGCGCAAGAAAUGCCAUAUGUGCAACCGAGAUUUCAGUCAGAAGCAAAUAUUGAACAAACACCUAUGGAAAGCGCAUGGGUUCGAGGUAGAGAAGCGUAAAGCGUUCAUCUGUCCUCUAUGCGACGAGCGCGUGAGCUACGGAUCUCAUUUCAGCGCGCAUUUACUCCACGCUCACCGAGUGUACGAACAAGUGGAGGAACUGGAGUUCUUCAAUAUCGAUGAUUUCAUGUUAUUCAAGAGCGCCAUACAAGAAGAGACUAAAUUCAGGUUUAGGAAGACCACGGCCAGCAAACAGACGAUAGAAGGUGUACGGUCGCAUUACAUGUGCAGCCAAUCGGGGGUAUACGUUUACCAGGGUAAAGGCAAGCGUCCGGCGCCCGAACGACAAAUAUACAAGACUGGCAAAGCUUGCCCCGCCCACAUGAUUGUCACAGAGACCAUGGAUAGGGUGCUGGUUACAUUCUACAAGACGCACGUAGGCCAUGGCCCUUGUCCAUACUUCGAGCCUCGCGAACCAAAGAAGCUUAAAACGGAACGGGUGUCGCCUGACGAAGAGCCAGAGAUGAAAACUGAAGACGAGAUAAAACAUGAUGAUGACGCCAAUUAUGGUGAAGGGUCUUGGAUGUGCGACACGUGCGGUGUAGGAUUCGUUGACGAGUGCAAGUUCAGAGAGCACGUCGCCGCUCACAAUCUGAAUCUGUUCCCGUGCCAGUAUUGCGAUGAAGACUUUCAAGAUUUAGAAGCUUGGACCCACCACGUGCGAAUGGAGCACAACAUGGCCAGUCUGUUUUAGUAAAAUAUACCUUAGUGUUAAAGUAAUACAUAUAAAGGGUGUUACAAAAAUACAAUUAAAGCUUGAAGGGCGUUGAAGUA
Molecule: messenger RNA, 1844 nt
Organism: Chilo suppressalis (striped riceborer)
Lineage: Eukaryota; Metazoa; Arthropoda; Insecta; Lepidoptera; Crambidae
Source: the annotation of a GenBank genome assembly